GUGGUAAGAAAAAGAAUGCAGUACUGGAGGUGGGUGAGACCCGCCACGCUGAAAUCCGCCAGCUAUGCGGAAAAACCUGCCACUGGGUAUCGCCUGCGAGCGCCUCCCUGGUUCUCAGCUCCUGGCCGACCCACCCCGGCCCACAGCCCGGCCCAUGCUAGAGGCCCAGGCUCUGCACACCCGAGAUUGCACAUCUUCGCUCCUCCUUUGUGCUUCAUGUGUCAUUGCUCGGGCAGCGUCUGGCGUCAGAACCUGGUGGUAUUUGGGUGCUGGGUCUGGAUCCUGGUGGCUGCCACCCAUGUGGCAAACCCGCUGCUGCAAGGAUGGGUGAUAUAUGUCUCGCUGACAUCGUUCCUCAUCUCCCUCAUGUUCCUGUUGUCUUACUUGUUUGGAUUUUACAAGAGAUACGAGUCCUGGAGAGUCCUGGACAGCCUGUACCACGGCACCACCGGCAUCCUGUACAUGAGCGCGGCUGUCCUGCAGGCCCACGCCACCAUCGUCUCUGAGAGCCAGGACCUGAGCAACUACAUGACAAACGCUGCAGCCACGUUUUUCGCCUUCAUCACCACCCUGCUGUACAUCCUCCACGCCUUCAGCAUCUACUACCACUGAGGGACCUGGAACCCUGCCCUGCACGAAGUGCUCUUUAAACCCUGGGUCGUCGGCUCCCCAGGGUCUUCUUGGCAUUUGCCAUCUGCCUGAUAAACCGAUCAAGCGUUCCUGGAACAGCCCAUCUUCUCAGACAGCGCUGAACUCACUCUCCACCCGUCCUCUUGGACAUUUUAAUUCAUUCUGAUGAAUAUGAAAAGGCUGUUAAUUGUCUUUUGCCUGGGGGAGUAACGGGCCCUUGGGAUUAUCUGACAGCGAACCUAGCUCUUCCAGAAAACUAGUCUCCAAAGCCCUCGCCGUUGAGAAUCCUGAACCUCCAGCAUCACUGCUGGCUGGGGACACUGUCUCAGCAAUCAGGGGACCCAGAGCAGCUGUGUGGGAACAUUCAGUCUUAGUUUCUUAAAACCUAAACGAUGCUAUCUAUGCCCCCACGUCUCUACUUAGACACAGACCCUCUCCCAUUUGUGGUUCUGCUCUGAUUUGCAGCAAAGACCGGCCUGCUCACUGCCACCCCCAUUACAUGUCCGCUUCCCUUUCCUCUCCAGCUUUCGGAUCCAAUUUAGAGGGUAGAUUUGCAGGAAAAUAAGUGAUUGACCCCAUAAAAUUGUUAUACAGUAAGACCUGGGUAGGGGAGUGGGCCUGUCAAGAAACUGCAUGGCUGUGGGACACCUGUGUCAGGUGUCCAGGACCCACCCUGCAGGGAUGAGAAGCCACCUUGUCCCUCACAAAAGACCUUCAAGGAAGGAGGCAGGAUGUUACCUGUAAGGAUUCUCCUCUGGGCUCCUGUCAUACUGUGCGGCACAUUUCAGGAGGCUGGGAAAGGACCCCGGUGCCAGGACAUGCUCUUCCAUGGGCACCCGCUCCCCUCGUGAUCCCUGUGUGGUGCCCGUGGAGCGGAGCCUGUGCCAUUCGCUGCCGCCUGCAGUGAGGGGCUCACACAGGCUGGGGACACAACGGCAUUUGACUUCUGGACCAUUCUCAACGAAAAGGCUGGCGUGCACACAGAAACAUAAAACAAGGUGCUUGAUUUCAGAGUAAAGGUUUUUCCUGAGAAACCUGUGCAUCUGGGGUCUCUCCACUCUGUCCCCAGCUCCCAAAGGCUCUCCUGGCCUCCUGGGUCCGGCAUAGCCUGUCCCUGCACGCACCUGCUGUCACUUUGAAAUGAAAUAAGUUAUGACGUGGAGGGACUUGUCUUAGCUAAUUCAGGGGCUCACAGUUGCUAUCUUCUGUCUGCUCGGGGAGGGUGGGAGUGUUGGGGGGAGGGGGACAGAGAGUCACGGAAAAGAAAAUUGGCUUCACUCUGCUUGACUGCUCACUUCCUAAUUGCCCCGAGAUCUUGAAAAACCACCGUUUAGCUCUCUUUCUUGCCUGGCAGCUGUCUGGGAUGAGCACUGUCCAGUAUUUACUGAGUAGCCACAUCCAAAUAAAAGGUGUUUUACAGUAAAACUA
Miniopterus natalensis is the source of this 2058-nucleotide messenger RNA. The record is from RefSeq and is a predicted model, not a curated record. NCBI's taxonomy places the organism in Eukaryota, Metazoa, Chordata, Mammalia, Chiroptera, Miniopteridae.